UAGUUAUUCGAGUCUAUUGAAUUUGCUCUCGCGUCAUCUCCCUUCGAUAAAUGAUGAAUGCACGAAGAGUCACGGGUGCUGUGGAAAAAUAUAUGUUUGACGGAUAAAAACUGCGUGGAAGCGCUUGCCUUAAAAGAGCGAAGUUUUCGAAGAGAUUUUGCGUUGUGGCGAUUGGCAGGGCCGAGUCGUGAGAAAGGCUUGUUGUGGUACGAACGAAUUGCUCUGGAGCGUGACUACAGAAACAAUAACGUUGACAUCGUAGUCGCGCGAGUUAGCGAGUAAGUGGAGACGCGGUUCGGGAACUCGCCGCAGCACGAUUUUCGUCGCUGUUUGUUAUGACUGCGAGCUAUAUUUUGCUCGCGGCUCAACACGUUUCGGAAAACGUACACAACGAACAUAUUGCCAACGACUUCAAUGUCUUUGGACUCGUUAAGUUUACGGACAAUGUUACUACGAAGUCGCGCCAUUCGAACGGACCGUUAUAUGAGCACGCGCAUGUCGCAACUUCCUGAAGUUGUGCAAAGUGAAAUAUUACAAUUGGAACUUGUUUCACACAGUACAGAGUAACUUUAUAGCUCAAACGGGGGAUCCGACUGGUACGGGCAAGGGUGGUGAAAGUAUAUAUGGGAGACUAUUAGGCGAGGAAGCUCGUUAUUACGAAGCUGAACAAAUGCCAAGAAUAAAGCACGACAAGGUCGGCCUACUGUCGAUGGUGAAUUGUGGUAACAACAUGCUCGGCUCCCAAUUUUUCAUCACUCUUGACAGAGAUCUCCAAUCUCUGGAUGGUGAACAUUGCGUUUUUGGUGAAAUUGCUGAAGGCUUGGAAGUCAUUUUGAAAUUCAAUGAGGCUAUUUGUGACCAUGAUCAUAGGCCUUAUCAGGAUAUAAGAAUUUCACAUACUGUCAUCCUCGAGGAUCCUUACGAUGAUCCAAAAACUCUGGUUAUUCCUGACAGAAGUCCUGAACCGACGAGAGAAGCUUUAAUGAGCGAUCGAAUAGGAGCGGAUGAAGCGAUAGAUGACACAGCUGGAUUAAGCAUGGAGCAAAUAACAGAAAUACAAAAAGAAAAAGAAGCGAAAGCGAGAGCCACGAUAUUAGAGAUUGUUGGUGACAUACCUGACGCUGAAAUGGCUCCCCCAGAAAAUGUACUUUUUGUUUGCAAGCUCAACCCAGUUACGAAUGAUGACGAUCUCGAAAUUAUUUUCAGUCGAUUCGGCAGAAUCGUCGGUUGCGAAGUAAUCAGAGAUCGGAAAACCGGGGACUCAUUGCAAUACGCGUUCAUCGAGUUUGCCGAUAGGAAGAGUUGCGAGGAAGCUUAUUUCAAAAUGGACAAUGUUCUCAUCGACGACCGUCGCAUACACGUGGAUUUCUCGCAGUCUGUGUCGAAAAUGCGAUGGCGUGGCAAGGGUAAAGGAAUUAUGUACAACGAGGAUAAAGACAAGGGGGAGAAAAAAUCAAAGCCGGAUGCAUUCGAGAGUCGAGGCGGACGAGAUCGUCGGAAAAAUUCAAACGAUCAUCGAGAUUCGAAAUCCGAAGCAAGAACCAACGAUAAAAAUCGCGAGGAGAGACCAAAAUCAUUGAAACACGAUAAACGAAGAGCCGAAAAAUAUCGUCGAGAAAACGAUGACGAGCGAUACGAUAAAAGACGCGACAAUAACGAAAGAAACAACGACCGUAGAAGAGAUCGUGCGAAAGACAAAAGUAAUCGUACCGAAAUGAGAUCGCGGAGAGAGAGUCGCAGUCGAAGCGGAGAAAGACGCUACAAUGAGAAACCAUUCGAUCGCCGUGGAAAGAGACAAGACGAUGAUAAAAGAAGAGAUUAUCUGGACGGUAGAAGCGAAAAAAACGAUCGUGUCAGACAGGGAGACAAACGACCAAGAGAGCACUCUGAAGAACGUUACCGUAGAAAAAAAGAUUACAGACACGAUAAAUACAAAUAAAAUCAACGAUCAGUUUUUUAGUAUA
Venturia canescens is the source of this 1964-nucleotide messenger RNA. RefSeq names its product peptidyl-prolyl cis-trans isomerase sig-7. Gene Ontology annotation, biological process: protein peptidyl-prolyl isomerization. The coding region runs from base 671 to 1939 and encodes 422 amino acids. Gene Ontology annotation, cellular component: nucleus. The record is from RefSeq and is a predicted model, not a curated record. Gene Ontology annotation, molecular function: RNA binding; peptidyl-prolyl cis-trans isomerase activity. The transcript has 4 exons. Lineage: Eukaryota; Metazoa; Arthropoda; Insecta; Hymenoptera; Ichneumonidae.